Penicillium atrosanguineum is the source of this 450-nucleotide messenger RNA. RefSeq names its product E2 SUMO-conjugating protein UBC9. The transcript has 3 exons. The coding region runs from base 1 to 450 and encodes 149 amino acids. Gene Ontology annotation, cellular component: nucleus. The record is from RefSeq and is a predicted model, not a curated record. Gene Ontology annotation, biological process: protein sumoylation. Gene Ontology annotation, molecular function: SUMO conjugating enzyme activity. Lineage: Eukaryota; Fungi; Ascomycota; Eurotiomycetes; Eurotiales; Aspergillaceae.
AUGUCGCUGUGCCUCAAUCGCCUCCAAGAGGAACGUAAGCAGUGGCGUCGCGACCAUCCCUUUGGCUUUGUCGCAAAGCCCCAGAAGACUCCACAGGGCACUCUGGACCUGAAGCGCUGGGAGUGUGCUAUCCCCGGAAAGAAGGAUACUCUGUGGGAAGGAGGCAUCUUCAAGAUGGACGUGAUUUUCCCCGAUGGCAAAUUCACUCCUCCACUGUUCCACCCCAACGUUUAUCCCUCCGGCACCGUCUGCCUCUCUAUUCUCAACGAGGAGGAAGCAUGGCGCCCGGCAAUCACCAUCAAGCAGCUCUUGCUCGGCAUCCAAGACUUACUGAAUGACCCGAACCCCGAUUCGCCGGCGCAGGCCGAGGCCUACAACCUCUUCAAGAAGGAUCGUCCGGCAUAUGAGCGUCGCGUCAAGCAGGUCGUUAAGGACAACCCGCCCAUGUAG